Messenger RNA from Bradysia coprophila, 1058 nucleotides. Its product is annotated as mitochondrial amidoxime-reducing component 1-like. Gene Ontology annotation, molecular function: pyridoxal phosphate binding; catalytic activity; molybdenum ion binding. NCBI's taxonomy places the organism in Eukaryota, Metazoa, Arthropoda, Insecta, Diptera, Sciaridae. The record is from RefSeq and is a predicted model, not a curated record.
GUAAAUUUGCGAUUAGUACGAAUUUCAAUUUUGUUUUGACAAGAUAUCGUUUUUUUGCGUUGCGCGGAAUGUCUGAUAAUCAGACAAAAAUACUCAUCAGCGCUGCUGUCGCUGUGGGCACCUUGGCUACAGCUACUUUGGCUUAUUUGCAUGCGAAAAAAACGAAUGAUCCGAUUCCAGCGAAAUGGAAAAAAGUGGGUGAAAUUACCGAUUUGAAUUGCUUUCCCGUUGCAUCAUGUGCGCCGAUCAAGCGUAAAUCUUUUGAUUGUCACAAACUGGGUGUUCAACUUGAAAGUCUAUUUGAUCGUAGUUUUAUCGUAACACGAAACGACAAGCAAGUCAUUGGUCAACAUUGCCCCAAUUUAGUACUCAUUCAACCGAAGGUUGAUGGUAACAAUUUGAUUUUGUCUGCUCCGGGACGUUCUGAUUUUGUAUUGGACUUGGCCAAACUGAGAAAAGAGUCGAACCGAACGAAAAUCGACUGUAAGCAUACGCAAGUGUUGGGAGUCGACGCUGGUGAUCCAGUUGGUGAUUGGCUGUCAGAGCAUGUAGGUGACGAGCCGGGUGCCAUCCGAUUGAUAUUUUAUCCGUAUAAUUAUCCAACAAAAGGAGUGCCAGAAAGAGACCGGAAAUAUAAGGACCUAAAAGAUGAAGAUGUUGGCACAUUCCAUGGGAAGUCCAGUUUUAUGCUCAUUAAUCAGAAAUCUAUCGAUGAGCUUAACUCAAAGCUCGAUCAGAUGGUUAAGCCGUUGCAAUUCCGACCAAAUUUCCUUGUUCAAGGACCUGAAGCCUUUGAUGAAGAUACCUGGAAAUGGGUUCGAAUUGGAGAAAAUGUGGUGUUCCGCGUGGUGAGACCAUGUAACAGAUGUUUGUUCAUUACUGUGAAUCCCGAUACUGGCAUUGGUCACCCACAGAAUGAACCAUUUAAAACGCUCACUAAAAUCAGAACAAUAUUCAAGGGCGACCCACCAGUAAUGGGUAUUCAAUUAGGUCUUCGUAUUCCGGGCACUGUGUCCAUUGGAGAUGCAGUUUAUAUAAAUGAUGAAAGUGAAGUUUAA